AUGGACAAAGAUAUUUUAUCAAAAAAAAUAGAGUCUCUUGGUAUAAGAAAAGCAAAUUACCAACACAUUAAAUUAGAAUUAUUUAAAAUUUUGUCAAAAAUAAAAGAUGAAAAAAUUAAAAAAAUAAUAAAUAAAAUAUUAAUAAAUAUUAGACCACCAGAAAAAAUAUUAGAUUCAGGAAUUCAUGGAAAUCAUUUUAUUGUUUCAAAAAGCUUAGACCAUCCUAUUUUUAAAACAUUCAGUGAUAAUUUUAAAAAAAUAGAUGAUUUAUAUAAGUUAUUAGAUAAUUUAACCGAUAAUUUAACCGAUAAUCUAAACGAUAAUUUAACCGAUAAUAAUAUUAUUAAUAAUAAUAAUAAUAAUAAUAAUAGUAUUAAUGACCGAUCUGAAAGUACAAAUUAUCUAUUAUUUGAAUUUGAAGAAAACGAUGGGGAUCAUUCUAAUAAUAUCACUAUUAAAAAUAUAAAAGAUAAUAAAAAUAAUAAUAAAAAUAAAAAUAAUAAUAAUAAUAAUAAUAAUAAUAAUAAUAAUAAUAAUAAUAAUAAUAAUAAUAAUAAUAAUAAUAAUAAUAAUAAUAAUAAUAAUAAUAAUAAUAAUAAUAAUAAUAAUAAUAAUAAUAAUAAUAAUAAUAAUAAUAAUAAUAAUAAUAUUAAUAUAAAUAUUAAUAAUAAUAUUAAUAAUUUAUCAAUUGAUAAAUCACAACUUGAAGAAAGACCAAUAGCAGAUGGUAUUUUUCAAAUUCAAGCAUUUUUUCAUCCAUCUAUUGAUGAUAGCAAUCAUAUAUACGUUGAUAAUAAUGAUUUCAAACAUGAUCAAAUUGAUAGUAAUAAUAAUAAUAAUAAUAAUAAUAAUAAUAAUAAUAAUAAUAAUAAUAAUAAUAAUAAUAAUAAUAAUAAUAAUACUAAUAAUAAUAAUUAUAAAAAUGAAUUAUCUCAAGUUUUAGAGUUAAUUAAAGAGUAUAAAGAUUUACAUUCAAAAUAUAAGGAAAUUUUAAUUAAGAAAGUGGAAAAUGAAAUAAAUACUGCAUUCUCAGAUGUUCCAUUAAUAAUUAGUGAAGAUUGUAUAUUUAAAGAAAUACAAAUAGAGAUAGCAUAUAAAAUAUCAUCAAUUGAUAGAAUAAAAAAAACAUCUAUUAGAGAAAAUGAAGUAGGUUUAAGUAAAGGAGUAGAAUUUGAUGGUGUUUACUAUAAAGUUGAUAAUAAUAUCUCAUGUUUAUUGAACCCAUCCAAAGAAAAUUCAGUUUAUCAAUUAUAUGAUUCAUUAUUUCAAGAUAAAGGUUUCAUAUCACCAACACAAUUAUUAGUAAUCAAUGGUUUAAAAGUAGUUACAGAAGAUGGUAUACAGUCAAUCGAAAAAGAUUCAAUUUUUAAAGAAUCGGUGAAUAAUAAUUUAGAGAGAAUGAAUAUUAUUAUUCAAGGAUCAUUAUUUAUAAAAGGUGAAACAUUACAAAAAUAUAUAUUGAAUAAUUGUAAUGAUUUAAAAUCUGCAUACAAUAAAAUUGAUAUUAAAAGUUAUAGUGCUCAUAUAUUAUCAAGUCUCUUAUCGAUUCCAACAGAUUCUCAUGGUGAUAAUUAUAUUGUUGAAAAAGACUCUUUUAAAAUCGUUGGUUUAGAUAAUGAUAAAGUAUUUGAAUGUCAAGAAUUUAGAAAAACUAAAGAUGAAUAUUUCAUAGGUAUGAGAAAUAUAUUGUUCACAUUGGGACCAUUAAUGAAUAAACCAAUAAACCAAGAAAUUAAAUCACAAUUCAUUAAACAUCAACCAAAUUUAUUCUUAUUAAAAUGGUUACAAUCAUUAAAAGAAAAACAAUCUACAUAUGAAUUAUUCAUUUCAUCAAUAAUCGAUGUGGGAUUACCACCAAUGCAAAUGGAAAAAGAAAAAGAAAUUACUAAAGAUAGAUUAAAUUUACCAUUAAAAUUUCAUAAAGGAUGGAUAACAUCAAUGUUAAAGAGAUUUAAAUUAAUUUCAAAAUUACUUUCAAAAAAUUUAAAUACAGACAUAACACAUCAAGAGUUAUUCGAACAUGUGCAACCAAAUGGAAGUUCAUUUUAUAAAUCACUAUCAAAAUUAUGUGAUCAUGAUUCAAUAAAACAAAUACAAACAAUUAGAGAUUAUGAUAAAUAUUAUGGCUUUCCAUGUAAUAUAAGUUUAAAUUUAAAUGAUUUAUUUAAAAAUAAAGAAAAUGAAAUGGUUGAUAUUAUAAAACAAAUUGAAGCUACAAUUGAGAUUUUACCAGAUACACCAGAGUUAACAUUAAGUAAAACAAUAGUAGAGUUGAUAUCAAAUUCAGAAUAUAAUGAUUUUAAUGCUACAUUUGUUUUUCAACCAAUUGUUAAUUGGCUUGAAUUAGUAUUUAAAAUGAAAAAAAGUGAUAAAGGUAUAAAACUUCAUCAAUCAUGGAGCGAUACUAAAAUAAUAGUUUUGAAGAAAUUAUUCCAAAAUGGAGUAUCUUUAGAAUUAAUUAAAGAUUUCAUUAAAGAAACUUCAAUAACUAUAGAGGAUAUAGAAUCUAUUAGUUCAAUUUUACAUUGUUCAAUUAUAGCAAAUAAUUCAAAUAUUUUAGAACAAAUUGAAUUAUUAAUUAGUUUAGGUGUUGAUAUUGAUAGAAAAGAAGGUAUUAAUGAUUUAACCCCAUUAGAUUUAGCAGCAAGAAUUAAUCAAUUUAAAGUUUUCACUAAAUUAAUUGAAUUAGGUGCAGGAAAAGUAUUGAAUCAUUCAGAGAUUUCAAAUUAUUAUUAUUAUAAACUUUCUAAUGAAGAAAAAGAAAAAUUAAAACCCUUUAUACCACAAUUAUUCAUAAGAAAUCCAAAAUUGAUUUGGGAAAUAUCAUUAAAUGAAAUUUUACCAAUUGAUAAAAACAGUGAUAAUGACAAAGACGGUGUGAAAGGAAUAGUUAAUAAUAGAUCAAUUAAAAAGGAUUAUUUGGAUCAAUUGUUUGAUAGUAAUAAUCAACCAAUUAAACUACUAAACCAAUAUGGUACAAGAUCUGUAGUUUUAAUUGAAAAUGAAAAUGGAUUAGGAAUUUAUUUUAAAUUUAAACCACAAUUUCCAGGUAUUGAAUUUGCUAUUAAAGAAUUUGCAGAGGAUUUGUUUGGUUUUUGUACACCAUAUUCAGAAUUAGUAUCAAUUAAUGGCUUUCCAGUUUUAUUAGUUCAAAAAGUGUAUGGUAAAACUUUAUUUGAUGUAUUAAAUGAAGAAUCAUCAUCAUCAUCAUCAUCAUCACCAAAUAUUGAAAGAAUUGAAAAUUCAACUAUUGAAAGAAUUGAAGAUUCAAAUAUUUCAAAACUAAUUAUGUUAUCAAUUUUAACAAAUAAUGCAGAUGGUAAUUUAGGUAAUUUAAUAAUUUCACAGGAUACUUUAUUAAAUAAAUAUUAUAUUUUUUCAAUUGAUAAUGACCAAUCAUUUGUACCACCAGCAUAUUAUAGUAACAAGAUAAUUUUUAAUAAAUUUUUAUUAAAAAUAGAAAAUUCUUUAUUUUUAUUUAAUCAAAUGUUUAAGCUGGUACAUCAAGAUGUUAUAGAUUCAAUUAUUAAAUUAGAUAUUGAAGUUUUUUUAAAUAAUUGGAUUGUAAAAUUGGAGCAACACCAUAGUAUGUCUAUGCACUAUUCCAAAUCAAGUAUUGAUCAUUCACAUUUUGGUCUUGAUGGAACAGUAAUUGGAGUACCAUUUGAAAUUGAAACCAUUAAACAAAUAAUAACAAAGCUUACUAGGUUGAAAAUAUGUUUAACAAAAAAGAAAAAUAUAACUCAUUUUGAUAUAUUAAAAUUACUUGAACCAUUGAUUUCUAUCAAAUAUAAACCAUUAAUCUCUGAUAAAUCCAUUUCAAUUAUAAAUAAAUUUUUAAAGUUAAGGGAAUCUAAAGAAAUUGAAUAUUCAAAUUUAUUGAAAAUAUCAACAUGUUCUAUAAAUAGUUCGAAAAUUAUUUUAAAAUCUAGAUUCAUAAAAAAUACUUUAAAUAUUCAAAGUGAUUUAUUUAAUGGUCAAUAUAGACCAAAUCUAAUUACAUCACAAAUAUCAAGUAUUAUUAAAGGUUACUCAAAUAUUAAUCAAGUAUUAGAAGAUAUUAAAAAUAAUAAAUCAACUUUAAAAUUAUCAGAUCACCAAUUAGAGACAUUAUUAAAAGAUGAAAAUUUUGAAAAAAUGGGAGAGAAUGAACAAGGUUUAGUAUUCUCGUUAAUUGAAAAAUCAUCUUUAAGAUAUCUUAAAUUAAAAGGUAGUUCAUUAAUUAAAUUUUCAAUUUUUAAACAAUUUGAUUUAAAUUCAAUUUCAAAAAUCGACUUUGAAAAUUGUAAUAAUUUAAAAUCUUUUGGAGAUUUAACUAUUUUUAAACCAAUCUUUUUAUCUUCACUAGUAGUACUAAAAUUUAAAAAUUGUAAAAUGUUAACAUCCAUUUUCAUAAAUGCACCAAAUUUAGAAAAACUUUAUGUAAAGAAUAGUCCAAUCAUUGAAAACAUUGAAACAUUCUCACCAAAUUUAAAAUCCUUAAAUUUAAAUAGAUCAAUAAAUAAUUUAAUAAUAUUAGAUUCUAUAAAUAAUUAUAAAUAUUUGGUGAAUUUAAAUAUAUCAAACAUAUCAAAAUCUAUAUUAAAUUCAAAACUUCACUUUUAUUUUAACGAAUUAGAAUAUUUAACAAUUAAAAAUAAUGAAAUUUUAAAAGUUUUUUAUUUUAUACUUCCAAAUGUUAAAUCAAUUAAUUUACAAGGUUGUAAAAAUAUAACUGAAAUUUAUUUUAAAGAAAACGAAACUGAAAAUUUAAUAGGAAUUUCAAAUAAAUCUAUUUCAUUCAACCAAGGUUUAGACUACAUAAUUGAAAAAUCAUUACUUUUUACAGAGUCAAAUAUAGAGGAGCUAAAUCAAUAUUAUUUACAUUCAAAAGGUGCAAAGGAGAGAUUAUUUAUGUAUUCAAUAACCAAUGUACCUGAAUUUUAA
This is a messenger RNA of Dictyostelium discoideum AX4, 4926 nucleotides long. Its product is annotated as ankyrin repeat-containing protein. The record is from RefSeq and is a predicted model, not a curated record. Lineage: Eukaryota; Evosea; Eumycetozoa; Dictyosteliales; Dictyosteliaceae. The transcript is spliced from 3 exons. The coding region runs from base 1 to 4926 and encodes 1641 amino acids.